GCUCUGAGCCCCGGGUCCCUGCUUUUCUGCACUGUGGCCUGACUGGUCUCCUCUGCCAGCUCCCAAGGACAGAGGGGACUCCACAGUCAGGCGUGAGGGCGUGUGGCUUGUGUUUUCUCAGAGCAGGAGCCAACGACCAGGGUCCGGCGUCAGCUGAAGAUUUGUAAUCCUCUCCCUCUGUGCCCAGAACCCCUUCCGGCUGCUCUGCCCUAUUGUCAGAUGAUGCUUAUUAAUCUUGAUUAUCGUCAUGUUUUACUUUUCUACUUGGUUAACUCGGGGAAGUUUGUCUCUGGUCCCGAGUACAUCUGACAAGGACAUGGGUGCGUUUUGCGGACAGCUUCUCUCAAUAAGCGCUCUGAGACUUGGGUCAAGAAAGUCAUCAUUUUGCUACAGAGACAUUCUUGUGACAACCGGUGACGUUUGAAUGUGAGAUGUAUGAGUGAUAACAUUUCCUGGGCUUGUUCGCUGUGUUGUGAUUUCGUAACGUCCUUGGUCUAAAGGGGUGAAAACCACAGCAUUUUAGGGCGAGAUGCUGUGAUGUCUGCAGUUGGCUUUCAAAUUGGUCUUAAAGAUAAAUGAGAAACACGUAUCUUGAUCUGUAGAUAGCGCAGAUGUGGAAAAACGUGAACCAACAGUGAGUCUCGACGAAGGUAUAAGGAGUUCAUUGUACUCUUCUUGGAACUUGUCUGUAGUUUUGCAACUUUGAAAAAGAAAACAUUUUUAAAAGGGCUGCUGGGUUGGGGGUUGUCUCGAGUAUCUCGGGGUCCACCCGUCGGCCCUCUGCUCCCUGCCCUGUCCUGGUCUCUGUCGAUUUGAGACCGAGGGAGCUGCCUGCCCCACAGUUAAAUUCUAGGCAGCCCGUUGGGGUCCGGCUUUGAAAGAGCGGCAGACGCUUUUGACAAAAUGUACUCCUUCCUCUAUAGAGAAGUCACUACAUUUCUAGAAUCUUUCGUUGGGGACCAACUUCCCUUCAGGUUUUCAUUUCUCCCCUCAAAAUUUUCUUUUAAAUUUUGAUUGCCUUCUAAAAUGACCGAGGCCGCAUUUGUUGUUGUGAUGAUCCAAACAGAGAAGAGGAUAAAGAAAUUAAUAGGUCCCUGUUUUUUCCAUCGCCCGUGGGGUGGUUAGAGCCUCUUGAACUUUGUCCUGUGCUCUUGGGAACACAUACAAACGCCCACAGGCAUCCAGUGGAGCUUGACGUCUUGUCAUUUUUAUCCUUUGUUAACCUGGCUGGCCAGCCGGCUCCCUACUUCUCCUUGAAGAUGCAGCUUGGGGGUCAUCUCCUCCAGGAAGCCCCCCAGGCUCUCCGUGUGACCUCAUCCUUUGCAGUCAUCUGAAUCUGAGCUGCCUCCCCUGCCAGGUCUUGGGUAACCCGAGGGCAGCCGCUGUUUCCCUUUCGCUGUCUGCACUUGAGCUGGGAGCCCGGGAGACGCACAGUCAGUGUUUGUGGAGCCAGCAAACGGGCAGGGGAGGCAUCCUGAGCGAGGAAGAGGAAGCCGCCUGAGCAGAGCCUUGCAGAAAUUGUCAAACAGCACUCCAGAAAAAGUUGUGCCAACUUGUACCCACCAAGAGUGAAUGAGAAUAGCAGUUUGCCAGAGCCUUGCCAGCAGUGAAUGUUGCAGAUCUCGGCUAAUGUGGGUCCCAAGUGAUGGUGGUUUACACGGAGGACAAGCUGAGCCCUGCAAAACUGGUUAGCACGGCGGAGCCCGGAGCGGCGCCUGCUGGCUGGUGGGUGUGAACCGCGGGAUCUCCGCGUCUCAAGCCAAGAGGAAGCAUGUCUAAGAAGGGCCGGAGCAAGGGCGAGAGGCCCGAGAUGGAGACUGAUGCCGUGCAAAUGGCUAACGAGGAGCUGCGGGCCAAGCUCACUAGCAUCCAGAUCGAGUUCCAGCAGGAAAAGAGCAAGGUGGGCAAACUGCGCGAGCGGCUGCAGGAGGCCAAGCUGGAGCGCGAGCAGGAGCAGCGGCGGCACACCGCUUACAUCUCGGAGCUCAGGGCCAAGCUGCACGAGGAGAAGACCAAGGAGCUGCAGGCGCUGCGCGAGGUGCUCAUCCGGCAGCACGAGCAGGAGGCGGCGCGCACCGCCAAGAUCAAGGAGGGCGAGCUGCAGCGGCUGCAGGCCACGCUGAACGUGCUGCGGGACGGCGCGGCCGACAAGGUCAAGACGGCGCUCCUGGCCGAGGCGCGCGACGAGGCGCGCAGGGCCUUCGACGGCGAGCGCCAGCGGCUGCAGCAGGAAAUCCUGGAGCUCAAGGCUUCGCGCAGGCAGGCCGAGGAGGCGCUCAGCAACUGCAUGCAGGCCGACAAGACCAAGGCGGCGGACCUGCGCGCUGCCUACCAGGCGCACCAGGACGAGGUGCACCGCAUCAAGCGCGAGUGCGAGCGGGACAUCCGCAGGCUGAUGGACGAGAUCAGAGGGAAAGACCGUGUGAUCCUGGCCUUGGAGAAGGAACUCGGCGUGCAGACGGGCCAGACCCAGAAGCUGCUUCUUCAGAAGGAGGCUUUGGAUGAGCAGCUGGUUCAGGUCAAAGAGGCUGAGCGGUACCACAGUAGCCCCAAGAGAGAGCUCCCGCCUGGCAUCGGGGACAUGGCAGAGCUCAUGGGCGUCCAGGAUCAACAUAUGGACGAACGAGACGUACGGCGAUUCCAACUGAAAAUUGCUGAACUGAACUCGGUGAUACGGAAGCUGGAAGACAGGAACACCCUCUUGGCAGACGAGAGGAACGAGCUGCUGAAACGCUCCCGGGAGACCGAGGUCCAGCUGAAGCCCCUUGUGGAGAAGAACAAGCGGAUGAACAAGAAGAAUGAGGAUUUGCUGCAGAGCAUCCAGAGGAUGGAGGAGAAAAUCAAGAGCGUCAUGAGGGAGAACGUGGAAAUGAAAGAGAAGCUGUCGGCGCAGGCGUCCCUGAAGCGGCACACUUCCUUGAACGACCUCAGCCUGACGAGGGACGAGCAGGAGAUCGAGUUCCUGCGGCUGCAGGUUCUGGAACAACAGCACGUCAUCGACGACCUCUCGCUGGAGAGAGAACGUCUCUUGCGCUCCAAACGACAUCGCGGGAAAGGUCUGAAGCCACCCAAGAUGUGGUUUUAUAGAGACGGUGCCCAGAUGUCCUGGCAGGGAGAGCACAGCUGGACGGGGAGAAUUCAGACGCCACAGGGGCCACGCUGGAAUAAACAGAGCAAAUUGGGGCAGAAGCAUGUUGUGGAGACAUUUUUUGGAUUUGAUGAGGAGUCUGUGGACUCGGAAACCUUGUCAGAAACCUCCUGCAACACGGACAGGACGGACAGGGCCCCAGCCACGCCCGAGGAAGACUUGGAUGAUACGACGACAAGAGAAGAGGCCGACCUGCGGUUCUGCCAGCUGACCAGGGAGUACCAGGCCCUGCAGCGGGCCUACGCCCUGCUUCAGGAGCAGGUGGGGGGGACGCUGGAUGCUGAGAGAGAGGCCCGGACUCGGGAACAGCUCCAAGCUGACCUGCUGAGGUGUCAGGCGAAAAUCGAAGAUUUGGAGAAGCUGCUGGUCGAGAAGGGACAGGAUUCCAAAUGGGUUGAAGAGAAGCAGCUUCUCAUCAGAACAAACCAGGACUUGCUGGAAAAGAUUUACAGGCUGGAAAUGGAAGAGAGUCAGCUGAAGAACGAAGUGCAGGACGCCAAGGACCAAAAUGAGCUGCUAGAGUUCCGAGUGCUGGAGCUCGAAGAGAGAGAGCGGAGGUCGCCAGCAUUUAACCUCCAAAUCAGCACCUUCCCCGAGAACAACAGAAGCGCUCUCCAGCUGUUCUGUCACCAGGAAGGAGUUAAGGAUGUGAAUGUUUCUGAACUUAUGAAGAAGCUAGAUAUCCUUGGCGAUAACGGGAAUUUGAGAAACGAAGAACAGGUUGCAAUAAUCCAAGCUGGAACAGUGCUUGCCCUGUGCGAAAAGUGGCUGAAGCAAAUAGAGGGGACUGAGGCGGCCCUGACCCAGAAGAUGCUGGAUCUGGAGAAGGAGAAGGACCUGUUCAGCAGGCAGAAGGGCUACCUGGAGGAAGAGCUGGACUACAGGAAGGAGGCCCUGGACCAGGCUUACCUGAAAAUCCAGGAGCUGGAGGCCACGCUGUACAACGCGCUGCAGCAGGACCCGGGGCGGAGGGCCAGCGAGGCGCUGAGCGAGGGCCAGCGGGAGGAUCUGCAGGCCGCCGUGGAGAAAGUGCGCAGGCAGAUCCUGAGGCAGAGCCGCGAGUUCGACAGCCAGGUUCUGCGGGAGCGCAUGGAACUACUGCAGCAGGCCCAGCAGAGGAUCCGAGAGCUGGAGAGUAAGCUGGAGGUCCAGAAGAAACACCUGAAGGAGCUUGAGGAGAAGCAUUCAUUCUGUGGCCUUGAUGACGUCAGUGAGCAAAGAACUCGGGAUAGAAAAAGAGCUUAUGGAAUACAUUGAGUCCCUGCGGCAUCCCCAACCCCACUCACACCAAAAUCCAACGGCAAAACAAGCUCCUUCAAGCCAGAGACUGAAAACAGAAUUCACGUGUACUUGACGAGGAGGCCUUUUGAUCUACGGCUGGGUCCUGGCUGGGCCGAGCUGUAGGAGCCCCGAAGACGCUGGGGGUUUUGUCAAGCUCGGGGCCACGUCCGAGCCCCCACUCUGGCACCAUCGAAGCCCAAGGGGCAGAGACCUGAAUACCAGGAAAGUAAGUGCAAUUACUAGAAAGCGAGUCACUGGGGAGCCACUGCGCGGCCGGGGGCCAGGCCAGAGCCCUUGUCCCCGCACUGCAUGCCUCCCCUGGACGCAGACUUCUGUACAUAUGUCUCCAUGAACUGUGCUCUGUGUACCCGGAAUCUGUCAGCCAAGUGACUUGCAAGUGUCCCUGUGAUCUGAACCCGAAGUCAAGCCCCGGUCAGCAAAACCCUUCGAGAGCCCUGUGCAGCUGAUCCAGCGGGUGGCCACCAGGGGGAGAGAGAGAGAGAGAGCGCAGGACUCUGACUAGGGGCAGGAGCCUUGCCCACUGUGGAGGGCGGAUCCAAGGACCUCAGAUGUCCAAGAAAGAAGCCACAGGCUCCAUCAUUCUCCUGGAUGGGACACGGUGAAAGUCUCAGAGCAUGACUGUCCCUGGAGCGAGGACAGAGGAGGUGGACGCAGUCCCCGACCACACCACGACCCGCGCUGCCUCGCAUCUUGGUUGUAAUUUGCAAGACGCUGCCGAGGGAAGAUGCCGGGAGGCGGAGUGUUCUGUGGAGCAUCCGUGGGGGACGAGCCUCCCCCCGCAUCGGUCUGACACCAGGGCCGCCCUCUCUCAGUUGUGGAGGAGGGAGCCCUUCCUGAUCUUGGGGCCCCCGAAUGGAACCUUCGAGCAGAUGGAGCGCCUGGGGCAGCCAAGGAGGCCAGGCAGCGGCUGCUGAGAGUCGGGCCCCGGAGGCAGAGCCCCCGAGGAGGGAAGUGACCUGGGGUGAUGCUGUUCUUGUUGUUCUCGGUGGGGUGGGGGGGGGGUGAGCAUCUCCAGAAGCCCCUGCUCACGUGACUGUUCUCUCCAAAACGUCUGGAAGGAAGAUGUGCAGAAUUAGAGUCGAUGAAGUUAAACAGGAGGCGGUGCAGGGGAAGGAAGGGAGGAGCAGUAGCGGGGACGGGUCGGUCCCAAGGACGGGAAGAUUGGCUGCUCUGUGGUUGCUGGGCUGCGAGAGCGAGCCUGUGAUUUCUAGUAAGAAGAGCCUUUGGAGGAGACAGAAGUGACUGAAAUUCGGGCCGCGGAGGGGAGCAGCGGAGGAGCGGAAGGUUCUCAGAAGGGCAGACCGGAGGACGGAGAAGGCGGUGACCAUGAGCGCAGCAGGGGCGCCCCGGCCCGAUGGGGAGGGAUGUCCAAACCAAA
Molecule: messenger RNA, 5828 nt
Organism: Neofelis nebulosa (Clouded leopard)
Lineage: Eukaryota; Metazoa; Chordata; Mammalia; Carnivora; Felidae
Gene: JAKMIP1
Product: janus kinase and microtubule interacting protein 1
Exons: 24
Coding region: 1772-4405 (877 amino acids)
Molecular function (GO): kinase binding; microtubule binding; GABA receptor binding
Source: RefSeq, a predicted model, not a curated record